AUGGAACUUCCCCCUGAACCUCUCCUCUUCAAGAGGCUCCUUCUCACAGUGGUCCUGCUGGUCUCCACUGCAGCUGCUCAGUUGGCUCUCAUCCCAGAUCAGCUGGAUGCGGAAAAGGACAGUUCACUCACCUGGUACAUCGAAGGAGCCCCCACCGGUGAUGUCACCUUUACCUGGUACCGGGGGAAUGAAUCCCUUGAAGCAAACAAGCUUAUCUCCUAUGUUAACUCCUCUCAGAGCUGGAUCCCUGGCCUUGGAAACACCGGCCGGGAGAAUGUGACUAACAAAGGCUUCCUGACGAUCACAAAGUUAGAAUUUAGUGACUCUGGGAUCUACAAGCUCGUGGCGACUAGCCCUGGGGAGCACCAGGAGGCCAUCGGACAGAUGCAGGUCUGGGACCGGCUGCUCAAGCCCAACAUCACAGUGAGCAAUACCAGCGUGCAGGCGUACAUGGAUGAAGUGACGUUCACCUGCCACCCCAACAACACCAGCGAAUUCCAGAUUCGGUGGAUCGGCAUCUACUCCUUCCAGAGUGGCCAGUGGAAACUCUCCUCGGACAACCGGACUCUCACCGGCUGGGUCUCUCCAUACGACAGAGGGCCCUACCGUUGUGAGGUGUCAAGCCUGGUCUCCUGGGAGUCAAGCGACUCUGUGAUGCUGAACGUGUACCAUGGGCCAAACUCAAUAUCCAAGACUUCCUCACCUACUCACUUUGGGGGUGUCGUUAAGGCUGAGCUGGGAUGGAAGGUGACUUUGAAAUGCUCUGCAACAUCAGUGCCCAGCUGCCUCUAUCGGUGGCAUCUCAAUGGCACUGCCCUGGCUACCACCAACAACAUCUUGAACAUCGAGAGCAUGUCCUGGGGACAAGUGGGCACCUACAGAUGCAUCGCAGAGAACCCCAGGACCCAGGUGGUUCUCUACGACAUCUUCGUCCUGAAAGUGUCUGAGGAGUUUCUGAUCAGGGAACCCGAGUACACCCUGUACCAAGGGAGCGUCAUCUUACUCAGCAUCGGGGUGGGCCUCGGACUGCUCAACCUCAUCGGAGGCUUGAUCUUCUGCCUGGUCUCCAGAAGGUAG
Messenger RNA from Gracilinanus agilis (Agile Gracile Mouse Opossum), 1077 nucleotides. RefSeq names its product carcinoembryonic antigen-related cell adhesion molecule 18-like. Lineage: Eukaryota; Metazoa; Chordata; Mammalia; Didelphimorphia; Didelphidae. The transcript has 5 exons. The coding region runs from base 1 to 1077 and encodes 358 amino acids. The record is from RefSeq and is a predicted model, not a curated record.